AUUCACGACUAGAAGAAGCUUUUCUUUGUAACCAUGAACUUCCUGCAACUGUAUUUGGCUUUAUUGAUUUCAUUGACGUCGGCAGCAAUAUCAACGGCGAUAUACGCAAGACCCGGAUGCAAAGACACGUGUGCGGACCUCCGCAUUCCGUACCCGUUUGGAAUUGGGGCAGACUGUUAUCUCAACGAAUGGUAUGCUGUUGAUUGCAACUCGUCAAUACCGUACCUUCACGCGGUAAACGACCUGGAAGUGUUGUCUUUGAAUUUGGAGAAUCAAACGGUGACGGUUAAUGUUUCGAUGAUUUCUGAUUGUGAAAACUUAGUUAGGAAUAAUAGUCAGAUUUUGAGUGUUGACUUGGGUGGGAGUCCCUUUUUGUUUUCCCGAGAAGUGAACAAAUUCACGGUGGAGGGGUGUGGAAAUGCGUUUAUCUCGGAGCAGGAAUAUCUUCUCACCGGGUGUUCGACGAUAUGUCAAAACCAAACUAGUAACCCGAGAAAUAACUGUUAUGGCAUCAAUUGUUGCCAAACCACCAUUCCUUACUAUCUUCAGACAUAUACCGUUGAUAUUUCAGGCUUGCAAAAGCAAGGUCCUGAUGCAGUUUGUGGGUCUGCCUUCCUCGUGGAUGAAAAAAUGUACUCUGCUGGUGGGUUUUCCGGGCAAUCUGCGAUCGGCAACUCCUUUGUUCCAAUUGCACUUCGGUGGACCCUAAGUCGGCAGGAAGUUAAUGGAAACGGUUGUUCUUCAGAAAUUGAAAGAGUGGAACUUGAUCUUGGAAAUGGUACUACUGUGGAAUCUUACCGAUGUAGUUGUUCGACUUUUGAAGAAGGCAGCCCAUAUUUGGUUAACGGAUGCCAACCUGUUGAAGAAUGCGCUAAUUGUACGAAUGGCGCAUGUGGGUUAAAUGGGGGGAACUUCACCUGCAAUCCUUUCAGUCAAGCUAGAAGCAAAUCGUCAACCAUUGGAGUUAUUUUAGGUGUUAGCAUAAGCAUGGGGGUACUAAUUCUUAUAGCGACGAGCUUUUCACUUUACAAAGUAGUCCUGAAAAUGAAAGAUAAGAGACAAAAAGCAAGAUUCUUUAAACGAAAUGGUGGUCUACUGUUAAAGCAGCAAGAAUCGGCCGAUGAAAGUUUAGUCGAUAAAACCACACUCUUCACGGCCAAGGAGUUGGAGAAGGCGACCGACUACUUCAACGAAAAUAGGGUUCUUGGGCGCGGAGGGCAAGGUACAGUGUACAAAGGUAUGUUAACCGAUGGAAGAAUCGUAGCAGUGAAAAGAUCGAAGAUAGUUGAUGAAAGCCAGUUAGAGCAGUUCAUCAAUGAAGUUGUCAUUCUGUCACAAGUCAACCAUCGGAACGUGGUCAAACUACUGGGAUGUUGUUUAGAAACCGAGGUUCCUCUUCUAGUUUCGGAAUUCAUCUCAAACGGGACAUUGUUUGAGCAUAUUCAUGACGAGAGCGACGAAUUCCCGCUCACUUUGAACACGCGAUUACGGAUUGCUACAGAGAUAGCGGGAGCUCUCGCCUACUUGCAUUCCGCAACUUCGAUUCCCAUAUACCACAGAGACAUCAAAUCCACUAAUAUUCUCGUGGAUGAUAAAUACAGAGCCAAAGUUUCUGAUUUUGGAACUUCAAGAUUUGUGUCCAUUGAUCAAACUCAUUUGACCACGUUGGUCAAAGGGACAUUCGGCUAUCUGGAUCCAGAAUAUUUCCAAUCUAGCCAGUUCACCGAAAAGAGCGAUGUUUAUAGUUUUGGAGUCGUUUUGGUUGAGCUUUUAACAGGAGAAAGGCCAAUAUCUUUAACUAGAUUUGGUGAACAUAGAAGUUUGGCUACACAUUUUAUGUCGGCCAUGGAAGAAGGCCGGGUGAUGUCGGUUAUGGAUGGAAGGAUCGUAAAUGAGGGUUGUCGGGGCGAGGUCAUGGCAAUGGCGAACCUAGCCAUGCAAUGCCUGAACUUGAACGGCAAGAACAGGCCAACGAUGAAAGAAGUAGCAUCGGAGUUGGAAAGCAUUAGGGCGGCUCACGUACCCUCUGCGAUUCAAACUGAUUUUAGAAAAUCGAAGUACGAAGCCGGAGAAGAAGAAGAAUUGAUCAUGUUAUCAUAUGAUUAAUGAACGUCAACAUCAUCGUAUAUAUUGGGUUUGUUUUGGUUUAAGAUUUUGUGCGACGUCUCCGGUCGAUCCGAGAUCCUUUUUAUUUUUUUGGUUUAGGUCUUAUAUUAUGUAACGAAAGAUUCUUUUUCUUGACCAAUGUAACAAAUGUUCGGUUUUUUCUAUUUUGUACGCAUUUUAGCGAUGUUUUGUUAUCAAUUUUAUUCCUU
Molecule: messenger RNA, 2315 nt
Organism: Cynara cardunculus var. scolymus (artichoke)
Lineage: Eukaryota; Viridiplantae; Streptophyta; Magnoliopsida; Asterales; Asteraceae
Product: wall-associated receptor kinase-like 1
Exons: 3
Coding region: 34-2106 (690 amino acids)
Biological process (GO): cell surface receptor signaling pathway; protein phosphorylation
Cellular component (GO): plasma membrane
Molecular function (GO): ATP binding; polysaccharide binding; protein serine/threonine kinase activity
Source: RefSeq, a predicted model, not a curated record